AUGGACGCCAUAGACCAGAAGGCUGAGCCAACCUCGGCUACGGCCCCGAGGAGCGAUGUUGACAGCGAUGGCCAAAUUAUUUCGUAUAUCGACCCAGUCAAGGAGGCCAAGAUGAUGCGGAAAUUCGAUAUCUGGGCUGUUGGCCUUUUAGGUAUACUCUACAUGUUGGCGAACCUCGACCGGAGCAACAUCGGCAAUGCAAACAUCGCAGGACUUCCUGAAGACCUUGGCCUCGUCGGAAACCAAUAUGGAACUGCAGUAACCUUGCUAUACGCCACCUAUGUUCCCUUCGAGACGCCCGUCGCAGUACUGCUCAAGAUCAUUGGGCCAAAGUACCUGCUUACCACAUGCUGUUUCUGCUGGGGCAUGGUUUGCCUCUGCACAGGCUUCAUCCACAACUGGCAGGGCCUGUACACAUGCCGGCUCCUUACUGGUUUCUUCGAGGCUGGACUGAUCCCGUGCAUCAAUGUCUUCCUCGGUAUGACAUAUAAGAAGUCUGAGCGUGGCAAGCGAUCGUCGGUUAUCUUCGCCUUCAGCGCCUUGGCCAGUGCCUUUGGGGGUAUCUUUGCGUAUGGCCUGACCCAGAUCCAGACCAAUGGACUGUUCACGUCGUGGCGGGCUCUGUUCAUUGUCGAGGGUUGCUUGACAGUCCUUGUCUGUCCGGUGUUCUUCUUCCUCUUUCCUGAAUCUCCAACGACGGCAUGGUUUCUGGACGAUGAAGAAAAGGAGAUGAUGAAGCUGCGUUACCAACUUGACCCUCACUGGGGUGUCGUUGAUGAUGAAUUCAGCUGGAAAGACGUGCGCCUUGCACUGACGGAUCCCAAAUUCUUUGCCUUCUUCACGUUCCAAUUCUCCGUCGACAUCUCUCUCUAUGGCUUCACGACAUUCUUGCCCGCCAUCAUCAAGGGCUUGGGUUAUACAUCUGUCCAGGCCAACCUGCUUACUGUGCCAAUCUACUUUUGGGGCCUGAUCACCUUCGCAUUUACGGCAUACAUGUCUGACAGAUUGCAUAACCGUGGAUACUGGAUUGGAGGACCUCUGAUCUGUCUGAUUGUCGGAUAUGCGAUCCUGAUAUCUGUCGACAGCCUUGCUGUCCGCUACUUCGCCUGCUUCAUCACUGUCAUGGGCAUCUACCCUACAACAGGUAUGAGCCUCAUGUGGCUCAGCGAUAAUGUGGCCCGUCACUUCAAACGAUCUACCAUGGUGGGAGCCACAUUGACACUGGGAAACACCGCUGGAGUCGCCGUGGGCCAGAUAUUUGUCACUGGCGAUAGCCCGAGAUACAUUAAAGGCCUGUCCAUAGCAAUGGGCCUUGCCGUCGUUGCUCUGGCCAUGGUGGCGUCUCUCAUGACCGGCAUGCGCUUGGUCAACAAGCGGCGUGCAGCCAAGAUUGCUGCCGCUGAACAGGCUGGAACCCCCUUGCCUUUCCAGCCUGAGUUAGGUGACAAGGAUGUUCACUUUAGAUACAGUCUAUGA
This is a messenger RNA of Cryphonectria parasitica EP155, 1476 nucleotides long. Its product is annotated as MFS general substrate transporter. Gene Ontology annotation, biological process: transmembrane transport. Bases 1 to 1476 code for a protein of 491 amino acids. Gene Ontology annotation, molecular function: transmembrane transporter activity. Gene Ontology annotation, cellular component: membrane. Lineage: Eukaryota; Fungi; Ascomycota; Sordariomycetes; Diaporthales; Cryphonectriaceae. The record is from RefSeq and is a predicted model, not a curated record. The transcript has 5 exons.